GUAAAUACGGUAUAAAUAGGCCUGAUAUAUCGAUUUCGAGCAGAUAUACGGUUGGCUAUUCGAUCAUAAAAACUAUAUAAAAAAUAUCACGCGAUAUGGCUUUCCUCAAGUACAUUUUGCCUUACACUUUGUGCGCCGUAGCGUUAGUUUUAUUCCAGAACAGUUUCGUACUCAGCGACGAUGCUUUACAGUGCGUCCGAUGUUCGAGUUCGAGUGCGAACGCCACAAAUUUAACUAAAUGUGACAAUACUGCCAUCACUAUCUCUGAUGAGACUUUGUUAAACAUGACUACUUGCAGCUCAAACAGUUGUGGCACCUACACCUGGAAAAAUUCCGAUGGCACUGUUUUUACUGAGAGGGGAUGUAACAUCACCUGCAGUGACUCAUUAAAGACUAGCCUGAACGUCAGCUCCGGAUGGAACUGUACCAUGUGCAACAACACCGAUUCGAGCAAUUUCUGUAAUCAGGUAGCAAUCACUAACGGCGCCAGCCAUAGUUUCCUAGCUGUGGUGCCGAUGGUGCUGAGCGCUGUCCUAGCUACUUACUUCGCCAUAUAAAGAACAAACGCACUUUUUCUUUAAUUUAAUUAAUAUUUAUGUGUAAAAAAACUACUAAAAUAAAUCACAUAUUUUAAAUAAA
Anthonomus grandis grandis is the source of this 639-nucleotide messenger RNA. RefSeq lists its product as uncharacterized. The transcript is spliced from 3 exons. NCBI's taxonomy places the organism in Eukaryota, Metazoa, Arthropoda, Insecta, Coleoptera, Curculionidae. The record is from RefSeq and is a predicted model, not a curated record. Bases 96 to 557 code for a protein of 153 amino acids.